AUGGGAACGACUUUUCGAAGAGUUGCUGUUUUCCUAGCUUUGAUAUUUUAUCUGGUAAGCCUUUCUUUGGUUGUAUGCUCACUUUUUACCGAACACUGGGUUGUUUCUAAUGUAACGUACGAAAACAGAGUGAGUACUAAGCAAAGCAAGGUCAACUCUGGUUUACUCAGUGGAAUACGACAAAUUGACUGGGGAUUUGGUGUACGAUACAUGCCAUUCUCAGUUCUCAGUGAGAUUCAAGACGACGUCAGCUUUUAUAGUCGAAUACUAUGGAUAUUCAUUCUUUUCUUUAUUGCUAUUGGUAUUCUAUGGAUCUCUGUUGGCAUCAUAACGUCUCUGCUCUCGUCGUUCAAUGCAAAAGAAAAUACAAUAGCAGGUCCAAUUGGCACAUAUUUGUGGAGCUCGCUAGCUUUGCUGUCUUUAACCGCUUCUUGUGUCAUAUUCUACAUCCAGUACCACAGCACAAUGCAGGGAAGUCUUCUCACACCCGAACAAGUUCAAGCUGGAUACUCGACGAAAGGACAAGUGAAGCUUGGCUUCUCGUUCUACAUGAUGCUCGGUGCUAUAGUAGCUCUCUAUUUCCCUCCAUUGCUCAUUUUCAUCUCAGCUGAGAGGAAGAAGAAAGGAAAAUCAGCGAAAACAAACUCGAAUGAUCCCACUGCUUUAUUGUAUUAGAUUAUAAGUUAUUGUUUGUACAUUGGUGUUGUUGAGUUCAGAUGAGCUUGCAAUAUGAAAUUAAUGAAAUUUAGUUCAGUUCAUCUUCUGUUCAGGUUUACAAUGGUAGUCCGUCACCGAAAAGAACAUUGACGAACUUCUUGGC
Messenger RNA from Cylicocyclus nassatus, 820 nucleotides. The record is from the annotation of a GenBank genome assembly. NCBI's taxonomy places the organism in Eukaryota, Metazoa, Nematoda, Chromadorea, Rhabditida, Strongylidae.